AUGACCAUUUUGUUGUCAUUGUUCAUUAUUAUUGCUAACAAACCUAAUCAAAAUUAGUACAUAGUUUUGAUUGACACUGAUUCAGAGACAGCAAGCAAAAAAAUUAACUGCACUUAUCAAUAAUUAAAUGGACAUUAUAAUCAUGCUGAUUCUAGCUUAGCCUUAUUUCAUAAUCCCUAAAAUGUUGUGCAUAUUGUAGUACAGGACCAGACAUUGCAGAUAAAAGAAGAAUAUUUAGAAUGUGCUUUAUUUCAGUUACACGAAAAUCAUUUGGGUUCAGUCAUUGUAAUACCCAUAAAUUCUGUCUAAGGGUUCAGUCAAAAGAUUACUGGAAUGUUGUAAGUGAUCAGCGAGAAAUAUGAAAUAUUAAUCUACAUAGCUUAGCAUCCAAUGAAUUAUUCGAGUAACCAAAUAAAUGAAAAAAUUACCUCUGUAAGAAGGGAAGAACUGGUUUCUUCUUCUGAGCUUUCAGUUCGUUUAGGAAUAAGAACUAUUCUUUGA
Paramecium tetraurelia is the source of this 501-nucleotide messenger RNA. RefSeq lists its product as uncharacterized. Lineage: Eukaryota; Ciliophora; Oligohymenophorea; Peniculida; Parameciidae. The transcript has a single exon. The record is from RefSeq and is a predicted model, not a curated record.